Cokeromyces recurvatus is the source of this 1260-nucleotide messenger RNA. RefSeq names its product GPI mannosyltransferase 2. Bases 1 to 1260 code for a protein of 419 amino acids. Gene Ontology annotation, biological process: GPI anchor biosynthetic process. Gene Ontology annotation, molecular function: GPI mannosyltransferase activity; alpha-1,6-mannosyltransferase activity. Lineage: Eukaryota; Fungi; Mucoromycota; Mucoromycetes; Mucorales; Mucoraceae. The record is from RefSeq and is a predicted model, not a curated record. The transcript is spliced from 5 exons. Gene Ontology annotation, cellular component: endoplasmic reticulum membrane; mannosyltransferase complex.
AUGUUAAAAAAAGUUUAUGCUAUAGCCACAGUUUCACGUCUAAUUACACUUAGUAUUGCCAUCUUGGCUUAUCCUUUCAUUGGAAGUUAUGAUUCUUCGGCUGAAAUUCAACUCAAUUCCACUAUAAAGCAUAGGCUAUUAACAGCCUUUUUACGAUGGGAUGCACUUUAUUUUUUACACAUUGCUGAAGACGGCUAUAUAUAUGAACAAGAAACCGCCUUCUUUCCUAUAAUGCCCUUAUGUGCAAGAUUAAUAACAAAUACAGUAUAUUAUCCAUUGCAAUCUAUAUUAGAUAGAAAAUAUGUAUUGCUAUUAUCAGGCAUCACUAUAUCAAAUAUAGCAUUUAUUCUUGCUGCUGGUGCAUUAUACAAAUUAACGUUGACGUUAUUACCAAAGAAUAGAAAAUUAGCUUUAUUAUCCUCAAUUGCAUUUUGUUUAUCACCACCUGCCAUGUUUAUGUCAUCAUUUUAUACAGAAUCACUUUUUGCUUAUUUAAGUUUUACUGGUAUGCGCUGGGUAGCUCAGAAAAAGUACUUGAAUGCAGCUUUAAUAUGGGGAGUGACAUCAGCCGUUAGAUCUAAUGCUAUUAUUUAUUCUGGUUUCUUUUUUUAUGAUUUCGUGUGGAUACGAUAUCUUAAACACAAGAAUUAUUUAAUAGGAUUAUUACAAUCAGUUUAUUAUACUUUAAUAGUUUGUAUUGGAUUUGGACUAUUUCAAUUUUAUGGAUACAACGAAUUUUGUGUAAAGAUGACGACUGAAGAAAGACCUUGGUGUACUAAUAAAAUACCUUUAUUAUAUUCAUUUGUUCAAAAAGAAUAUUGGAAUAAUGGAUUUCUUGCUUACUACGAAUUAAAGCAAAUACCUAAUUUUAUACUUGCAGCGCCUAUUAUUUUAUUAAGUUUAUUUGGUUUGAAAACAUUUAGUCAACAUGAUCAUUUACGCUUUUGGACAAUUGGCUAUGUAACAACAAAUGCUAGAAAUGAUGGUUAUUAUCAUUUUAAUUUACUAGUUUACAUGUAUCUUUGGUUAUUCCUUUUCAUGUUCGCUAUUACAAAUAUGCAUAUUCAAGUCAUUAUUCGAUUCUUCACUUCGUUACCUCCUCUCUAUUGGUUUGUGGGACACUUAUGGAUCAAAGGGUUUUCUAAUGUUAAACAACAUAAUACGUCAUCAUCGUUUAUAGCCCAUUCAGUGCUUUAUUACUUUGUUUUAUAUGGUUUAUUAAGUAUUAUUUUGUUUGCUGCUUUCCUUCCUCCUGCUUAA